This is a messenger RNA of Malassezia sympodialis ATCC 42132, 3228 nucleotides long. It is a transcript of the gene CRM1, whose product is annotated as exportin CRM1. Gene Ontology annotation, cellular component: nucleus; cytoplasm. Gene Ontology annotation, biological process: ribosomal large subunit export from nucleus; protein export from nucleus; ribosomal small subunit export from nucleus. Lineage: Eukaryota; Fungi; Basidiomycota; Malasseziomycetes; Malasseziales; Malasseziaceae. The record is from RefSeq and is a predicted model, not a curated record. Gene Ontology annotation, molecular function: small GTPase binding; nuclear export signal receptor activity.
AUGGAGGCGAUUUUGGACUUUUCGCAGGACCUUGACCUCGGUCUGCUCGACACUAUUGUUGCGGCGAUGUUCACAGGGGUCGGUAGCGAGCAGCGCAUGGCACAACAGGUGCUGGCGCAGUUCCAGGAGCACCCUGACGCGUGGCAACGCGUGCCGGUGAUUCUGCAACAGAGCAGCAAUUCUCAGACCAAGUACAUUGCACUGCAGAUUCUCGACAAGCUAAUCGCUACGCGCUGGAAGGUGCUCCCUGUGGAUCAGCAGCAGGGGAUCCGUAACUUUAUUGUGGAGAUGAUCGUGACCAUGUCCGCGGAGGAGGACAUGCUCCGCCGUGAGCGCACGCUUCUGGGCAAGCUGGAUACAACCCUGAUCCAGAUUCUCAAGCAGGAGUGGCCGCACAACUGGCCGAACUUUAUUCCGGAAAUUGUGUCGUCGUCGCGCGGCUCGCUCUCGAUUUGCGAGAACAACAUGGCCAUCCUGCGUCUACUCUCCGAGGAAGUAUUUGACUUCUCCGCCGAGCAAAUGACGCAGGCCAAGGCCCGCAAUCUGAAGAACCAGUUCUGCGGCGAAUUCGGCGAGGUGUUCCAGCUGUGCACUGAAGUGCUCGAAAAGGCAACGAAACCGUCGCUGAUUAAGGCUACACUGGAGACCAUGCUUCGCUUUUUGAACUGGAUCCCGCUGGGUUUUAUUUUUGAGACCAAUGUGAUUGACAACCUGGUCGGCCGCUUUCUCGAGGUGCCCGAUUUCCGGAAUGUCACGCUCAAGUGCCUGUCGGAAAUCGUGAAUCUGAACGUUGGCCCCGAGUACGACCCCAAGUUCGUUGUGCUGUUUAACAUGGUGAUGACUUCGAUCAACCGAAUGAUUCCGCCCUCGACGGACAUUGCCGGUGUCUACGAGACCUCGACAGACGAGGACCAAGAGCUCGUACUGAACCUUGCAUUGUUCCUGAGCAACUUCCUCAUCGCCCAUGUUCGUCUCCUUGAGAAUGCAGAGAACCAGGAGGUGCUACUUAAUGCACAUCUCUAUUUGAUCAAAGUAUCACAGGUGCCGGAGCGCGAGAUCUUUAAGAUUUGCCUUGAAUAUUGGGCCAAGCUCGUGAGCGAGCUGUACGAGGAGUUCCAGCAGUUCCCCAUGUCGGACGUCAACUCAGUCUGGGGUCUGAACCUGGGUGGUGCUCAGGCGGCGCAGCGCAAUGCGACGGGCCGCAAGGCGUUUUAUGUGAACAUUCUCUCCAACCUGCGCCUUGUGAUGAUCGAGCGGAUGGUCAAGCCCGAGGAAGUGCUGAUUGUCGAGAACGAUGAAGGUGAAAUUGUACGCGAGUUCCUCAAGGAGUCGGAUACGAUUGUCCUGUACAAAGCAAUGCGCGAGGUGCUCGUUUACCUGACCCAUCUUGACGUGCUUGACACGGAGAAUAUCAUGACAGAAAAACUUGCAAGGCAGGUCGACGGGUCUGAGUGGUCCUGGGCGAACUUGAACACGCUUUGCUGGGCCAUUGGCUCUAUUUCAGGAGCUAUGAAUGAGGAAACAGAGAAGCGCUUCCUUGUGACGGUGAUCAAGGAUUUGCUGGGUCUUUGUGAGAUGAAGCGUGGCAAGGACAACAAGGCCGUGGUCGCAUCGAACAUUAUGUACAUUGUCGGCCAAUACCCCCGCUUCCUUAAGGCACACUGGAAAUUCCUCAAGACGGUCGUCAACAAAAACUUUGAGUUCAUGCACGAAACCCAUGAGGGUGUCCAGGACAUGGCGUGCGAUACGUUCUCGAAGAUUGCCCAAAAGUGCCGUCGACACUUUGUGAUGCAACAGGCGGGUGAGCAGGAGCCAUUUAUCGACGAAAUUCUGCGCAACCUACUGCAAAUCACUGUGGACCUAUCGCCUCAGCAGGUGCAUACCUUCUACGAAGCGGUGGGCUACAUGAUUGCGGCACAGCCAAAUCGGGCGACGCAGGAGCGCCUGGUAGCUAACCUGAUGGAACUGCCGAACAAUGCCUGGGACAACCUGAUGAAGCAGGCCCACAGCAACGUGGAUGUGCUCAGCAGCCCUGAUAAUAUCAAGGUGUUGUCGAAUGUGCUCAAGACAAAUGUUGCUGCGUGCACCUCGAUCGGGCCCUUCUUCCUCCCUCAAAUUGGCCGCAUAUACCUGGACAUGCUCGCACUCUACCGCAGUGUGAGCAGCAUCAUCAGUGCAAAGGUGGAAGCCGAGGGUCUGAUUGCGACCAAAACGCCCAUGGUGCGAGGUCUGCGCGCGAUCAAGAAGGAUAUUCUCCGGCUUGUCGACACGUAUAUCCGUCGCGCAGACGAUCUUGAGGCUGUUAAUGCGAACCUGAUUCCUUCGCUGCUUGACGCAAUCCUGGGUGACUAUCACAACAACAUUCCAGCGGCACGCGACGCGGAGGUUCUGAAUGUGAUGGCAACUAUCACAGCGCGCCUGGGUGGCCUGCUCACGGACAAAAUUCCGCCGGUGCUGGAUGCUGUGUUUGAGCCUACACUGAACAUGAUUAAUCAGGACUUUGCCGAGUUCCCUGAGCACCGUGUUGGAUUCUUCAAGCUACUGCGAGCGAUCAACCUGCACUGCUUCUCGGCUCUCUUGCAACUUCCGCCUGCCAAGUUCAAGCUGACGAUGGACUCGAUCAUCUGGGCGAUCAAGCAUACGAUGCGCGACAUUGCGGACACUGGUCUGAACAUUUGCCUCGAGUUGCUUAACAACAUCGCAGGUACCGACCCAUCGAUUUCGGGCGCCUUCUACCAGCAGUACCUACUUAACAUGCUGCAGGACAUCUUCUAUGUGCUCACUGAUGCGGACCACAAGAGCGGUUUCAAAACGCAGUGCCUUUUAUUGGCGCGCAUCUUUGAGCUGAUUGAGACGAACAAGGUGGUGGUGCCACUGUGGGACCCAGCGCAGGUGAGCGACCCUGGUAUGAACAACCAACUGUUUAUCCGGCAAUACACGGCGAACCUGCUGCGCACUGCGUUCCCCCAUGUGCAGCCACAGUACAUCGAGCAGUUUGUCAGUGGUUUGUGCUCCCUGUCGUCGGACCUCGUGCAGUAUAAGGUGCAUCUGCGAGACUUCCUGAUUACGUCGCGCGAGGUGGCAGGAGGUCUGGACAAUUCAGACCUGUUCCUCGAGGAGAAGGAGGCAGAGCAGCAGCGCAAGGCCGCCGAAGAGCGCGAGAAUGCGGCCAAGAUUCCAGGCAUGCUCAAACCCUCGCAGAUCACCGAGGAAGACGAGGAGCUCUGA